AGACGGUCAUAGCCAUAACGUCCUCCCGUAGCCACGUCACCCUGGACUCUACCGUCAUCCGGGACCUGUGGGGUCUUUAACAAAUAGUGCCUUUCAGCCGCUGUCCGUUCUUAAUUGGGGAGCUUUACUUGUUGGGAGGUGGAACUCCGCUCGCUUCUGCUGCAGACGUCGUAACUAUCACCCAAACGUACAAGAUGACGCACCAGUACCCCGCUCUCUCUCCGGAGCAGAAGCGGGAGCUGUCCUCCAUCGCCCAGCGCAUCGUUGCUCCGGGAAAGGGCAUUCUCGCCGCCGACGAGUCUGUGGGUACAAUGGGGAAGCGGCUGCAGAAGAUUAAUGUGGAGAACUCGGAGGAGAACCGCCGAUAUUUCCGUGACCUGCUGUUCUCCACCGGGCUGGGGGAGUACGUGGGGGGGGUCAUCCUGUUCCACGAGACGCUGUACCAGAAGUCCGACGCGGGCGUGGCCUUCCCCAAGGUCAUAAAGGACAAGGGGAUCGUGGUGGGAAUCAAGGUGGACAAAGGGACAGCUGGGCUGAAUGGAACUGACGGAGAGACGACAACUCAAGGUCUGGACGGGCUGUCGGAGCGCUGUGCGCAGUACAAGAAGGACGGCUGCGACUUCGCCAAGUGGCGCUGCGUGCUGAAGAUCUCCGACGCCUGCCCCUCGGCCCUCUCCAUCGCCGAGAACGCCAACGUGCUAGCCCGCUACGCCAGCAUCUGCCAGCAGAACGGGCUGGUGCCGAUUGUGGAGCCGGAGAUCCUGCCUGACGGAGACCACGACCUGCAGCGCUGCCAGUAUGCCACCGAGAAGGUCCUGGCGGCUGUCUAUAAGGCGCUCUCUGAUCACCACGUCUACCUGGAGGGCACCCUGCUGAAGCCCAACAUGGUCACUGCUGGCCACUCCUGCCCCAAAAAGUUCACCCCCCAGGAGGUGGCCAUGGCGACAGUCACCGCCCUUCGGCGCACGGUGCCUGCCUCUGUGCCAGGGAUCUGCUUCCUCUCUGGGGGCCAGAGCGAGGAGGAGGCCUCCCUCAAUCUGAGCGCCAUUAACCAGAUCCCCCUGGGCCGGCCCUGGAAGCUCAGCUUCUCCUUCGGCCGCGCCCUCCAGGCCUCGGCCCUCGCCGCCUGGCAGGGGCAGCCAGGAAACCGGCAGGCUGCGCAAGAGGCCUUCUGCUCCCGCGCCAAGAUCAACAGCCUGGCCUCUAAGGGCGAGUACAGGCCCACGGGGGAGGCAGACCAGGCAGCCAUGCAGAGCCUGUACACUGCCAGCUAUGUCUACUAGAGCCCCCCCCCCCCCCCCCCCCCCCCCCCCCCCCGGCCUGGGAUCAGCACCCCUGCACGCAGACCCCGCUGCUCUGAACCCGUACGCUGAUCCUGGAUCAGCCGCUGUGAACCCCACCCGCUCUGCGUGCCGGCAGAAGCCCCGUUUGAAUCUAUGAAAUAAAAGCUGUGGCUCUAG
Molecule: messenger RNA, 1460 nt
Organism: Conger conger (European conger)
Lineage: Eukaryota; Metazoa; Chordata; Actinopteri; Anguilliformes; Congridae
Gene: aldob
Product: aldolase b, fructose-bisphosphate
Exons: 9
Coding region: 195-1283 (362 amino acids)
Biological process (GO): fructose 1,6-bisphosphate metabolic process; glycolytic process
Cellular component (GO): cytosol
Molecular function (GO): fructose-1-phosphate aldolase activity; fructose-bisphosphate aldolase activity
Source: RefSeq, a predicted model, not a curated record